AUGACCCGUAAAUAUGAUAAAUACAUAUGUCAACUCAAGCACAAUGUGCUUCAAGAAUAUCGUCCUGGAAUUUACAGUUAUGAAUUUAAAGCAUUAGCUAAACGUUUUAAGAUUAAAGAUGGUCAUAAACUUAUUAUGAGUUGGUACCGUCGAUGGGAUGGUGAUGUUGAUUCUUUAAAGCCAACAUCUAAAGGUUGUCGAUCACGUACAAUGACACGAAAACAAGUUAGACAUCACAUUUUAGAAUUUGUCGAAUCAAUGAAUAACAAACAUGUAGCUGUUGAUUAUAAUGUGGUUCAGGCACAUAUUGAAUCUGUGCUGAAGCGAAAAGUAUCGAUACGUACAAUCAGACGAUAUGGUAAAGAAUGUGGUAUAAAAUGGAAAAAACUUCUGAAAUAA
Rotaria sordida is the source of this 399-nucleotide messenger RNA. The record is from the annotation of a GenBank genome assembly. NCBI's taxonomy places the organism in Eukaryota, Metazoa, Rotifera, Eurotatoria, Philodinida, Philodinidae.